AUGAUUCAAUCACAAAAUUCUCCUGUGUCUAGGUAUACUUUGAGUGAGGUGCUGAGUGAUAGCGAGUCGUCCGGUGACGACGAUGAUGAUGAUGGCCCCCCAACCUUUGAGUGGACCACUAUCAUCAAAAAGUCUUUGGUUGCCUCCACUCCAAAGCCUGUGGAGGAGACAAAAACCUCGCUCCUCACUGCACCCAAGUCUCCCAAGGACGACGAUGCCUGGAUCGACAAGCUAGCACAGAUGGACCUCACCAACGACAGUCCAAGCCCUCUGUUUGUCAUGAUCUUACCAGCCGAGGAAGAUGGAUGCUAUUUUGUGGUGGUUCGCCAGCG
Messenger RNA from Cylindrotheca closterium, 332 nucleotides. The record is from the annotation of a GenBank genome assembly. Lineage: Eukaryota; Bacillariophyta; Bacillariophyceae; Bacillariales; Bacillariaceae.